GUCUGAUAAGAAACCCCUGCCACUGCCGAGUCCCCAGGGGACGGCCCGGGUCCGAGUGCGGUUACACUCGCGUUUCCCAUCGCAGCACUAAAGCCACCCGCGUACAUGAAGUGCAGACAUUGCUUCAGCAAAUGCAGGACAAAUUUCAAACCAUGUCUGACCAAAUAAUUGGAAGAAUUGAUGACAUGAGCUGUCGCAUAGAUGACCUGGAGAAGAACAUAGCGGACCUUAUGACGCAAGCAGGAGUGGAAGAAUUAGAAGGCGAGAACAAGACUGCUGCUACUAACAAGAGUUAA
Mesitornis unicolor (brown roatelo) is the source of this 296-nucleotide messenger RNA. RefSeq names its product heat shock factor binding protein 1 (gene HSBP1). The record is from RefSeq and is a predicted model, not a curated record. Lineage: Eukaryota; Metazoa; Chordata; Aves; Mesitornithiformes; Mesitornithidae. The transcript is spliced from 3 exons. Gene Ontology annotation, molecular function: transcription corepressor activity. The annotation marks the transcript as partial. Gene Ontology annotation, cellular component: nucleus; cytosol. Gene Ontology annotation, biological process: cellular heat acclimation.